CUAAAAACAGUGGAGCAACAAGGUUUAGAUGAAGGGCUUCACUCUCUUAUAGAUCAGACCACUGGAGAGUUUGAUCUCGACUAUAUAUCUGGAGUGCAAUCUAAAAGUCAUACUAAUACAAAGAAAAACUUUACAGCUCUUAAUGCUUCCAAAGUAGAUCACAAUGUCCCAAGGCAUCGGUGUGUGUUAUGUAACAAGGAGUUUCUAGGUGGUCACAUUGUUAGGCAUGCCCAGGCUCAUCAGAAAAAAGGCAGUUUUUCAUGUGUAAUAUGUGGUAGGAAAUUUAGAAACAGAGGACUUAUGCAGAAGCAUUUGAAAAAUCAUGUUAAGAAAAUACAGAGACAGCAGAUUGCUGUAGCCCAACUAGAAGAUCAGGAAAUCCCUGCUUUGGAAGAAAUAAAUUGUUCUGAUUCUUCCAUUUCAUAUGAAAAUGGUAACUCUGAUAAUAAGAAUUUGGAAGUAGAGCCACUUACUGCUUCCAGUGAUGGGAACAAAGAAGUCAUCCCUGAGCGUAUGGCUGAAUUCAUAGAAAUUCCUGUAAGUGUAUCAGAAGAUGUUAUUGAAAACAUUAUUAAAAACGGUAGUCCUGAUACCUCUUUAAACAAUGUUCUGGAGCCUUUACCUGAAUGUGAAGAUGAUGAUGAAGAGGAGGAGGAAGAAGGCGAUUAUGAGGAAGAUGAUUAUGACCUGAACCAAGAAACUUCAGUACUUCAUAAAAUCAAUGGAACUGUGUGCCAUCCAAAAGACAUAUAUGCUACAGAUCAAGAAGGAAAUUUUAAGUGUCCUGCUCUUGGUUGUAUCAGGAUAUUUAAAAAGAUUGGAUUUCUAAAUAAACAUGCAAGGACUGUACAUCCAACUGAUUUAAAUGUGCGGCAAACAGUAAUGAAAUGGAGUAAAGGAAAAUGCAAAUUUUGUCAAAGGCAAUUUGAAGAUUCUCAACAUUUUAUAGAUCACCUUAACAGACAUAGCUAUCCAAAUGUGUAUUUUUGUUUGCAUUUUAAUUGCAGUGAAUCCUUUAAACUGCCAUUCCAGCUUGCUCAGCAUAUAAAAAGUCACAGGAUAUUUCAAGCUCAGUGUAGUUUUCCAGAAUGUCAUGAGCUUUUUGAAGAUCUUCCUCUACUGUAUGAACAUGAAGCUCAGCAUUAUUUAAGUAAAACACCAGAAUCAUCUACACAACCAAGUGAAUCAAUUCUUUGGGAUGUUCUUACAGACUCGACUCCUGAUCAUCAGGAGAAUGACUCAUCUAGUAAUGAGAAUCAAGUUAUUAGUCUGCCAGUUUCUACAAGCAAAUCAAGGAAAGAUUAUACAGAACCAAAGAUGUGUAUAGAAAGUAUGGAGAAGAAAACAGACAGUUUAGUUCAGAAUGGAAAUGAACAUGCUGAUGACACUGUUUCAGAUAUAUGCUUGAGAGACCAAAAGAUGCCUGACAUAGAGCCAAAUUCUGAAAAUAAUUGUACCAUUAGUGAUCAUUUAGUAAAUGGACACAGUGAAAAAGGACAAACACCUUUACUUUUAUCAGAUCCUGCUUUGAAAAUUGAUACAAAUAGAACCAGGACAGAAAAUGGUUCCAUUUUACCCAGUGUUGUAUCACAGGAACACAAUACCCUGCCAAUAUCUCAGGCACCUUCCAAACCAAAUCUGACAAGUGAACAUACUUCAUAUGGCUUAAUUUUAACAAAGCCAUAUGUCAGACCACUGCCUCCCAGUUACCUCGAUGAACGGUACCUUAGUAUGCCAAAACGCAGAAAAUUUCUGAGUGAUAGGGUAGAUACCUGUUCUGAUCAAGAUAAUGUUUGUAAAAAAUCAGUGAAAAGAUUAAGAUGUGGCAAAUGCCUGACCACCUACUGUAAUGCAGAAGCACUUGAGGCUCACCUUGCACAAAAGAAAUGUCAGACACUCUUUGGAUUUGAUUCAGAUGAUGAAAGUAAGUCUGCAAUCUUCUCAGUAGGUUUAUCUGUAGAAAUAGAAAAUGCUAUCGAUAAAACUAUAAUAGAUUUUUAUGUAGUUAAAAAAUUAACAUUUGUAUAG
This is a messenger RNA of Orycteropus afer afer, 2028 nucleotides long. RefSeq names its product zinc finger protein 654 (gene ZNF654). NCBI's taxonomy places the organism in Eukaryota, Metazoa, Chordata, Mammalia, Tubulidentata, Orycteropodidae. Gene Ontology annotation, cellular component: nucleus. Gene Ontology annotation, biological process: regulation of transcription by RNA polymerase II. Gene Ontology annotation, molecular function: DNA binding; DNA-binding transcription factor activity, RNA polymerase II-specific. The record is from RefSeq and is a predicted model, not a curated record.